Messenger RNA from Cuscuta epithymum, 1313 nucleotides. The record is from the annotation of a GenBank genome assembly. Lineage: Eukaryota; Viridiplantae; Streptophyta; Magnoliopsida; Solanales; Convolvulaceae.
CCCAUAAUUCAUGUCCGACCCGUUAAGUAAUUCCUCUCCAGAAAACCUCACUUCAUUUACCAGUCGGAAAUGGCGAUAUCCGCGGCAACUGUCGUAAAAGCUCUGUUAAUCUUUGCAGGCACGGCGUAUAUUCUCAUGGCAAUGAGGUCCUUUCUGCCGCUGCUAUUUGAUCUCCCGACGAUUUUGGCCUGGCUCAAGCCUCCAUACAUUUACUUCAUCAUCAACGGAAUCAUCCUCUCCAUAGUAUUCUCCUCUCGUUUCCAGCACGAUCGCCUUGAGAAGCAACUCUCCGGCGGGGUACCUAAGUUGAUCACGGCCAUCACGCCUCCGCCAGCUGAUUUGGCAGCCUUCGCUCAUCCGGAGGCGAAAUCCAUUGUCGGAGAAACGUUUUUGGCGGCGUUCGGCAUCCAAUCGGAGGUGCCGGAGAUGAAGCCGGCGGCGGUGGUUGACGGUGCCAUGGUGUGUUUGAAUGACGAAAAAUUAGCCGAUGAUGGAGCCAUUAUUGAGAAUGAGGCGGCGGAGGACGAAGCUGCUGUUACUAAUUCCGCCAUGGAUCUGUCGCCGGAAUCUGAAACAGAGAUGUUUCUGUCGGUGGCGGCGGAAAAGCCUCUUGCCACUUCACGCUUUGCUCACCGUGGAAAACAGUCGGUGAGAUCCACCCCGGAAGGUGGGAGAGGUUUGAGAGUGGCGAGGCAGAAGAAGCAGCUGGAGACGCUGGAGAGCACGUGGAAGACGAUCACGGAGGGGCGUCAUGCGCCGCUGACGAGGCGCCUGAAAAAAUCUGAUCCCCUUGAGAACCACCAGAACCUGAACCGCGGCGACGCCGCCACGGCAGCAGACGGUGACGCUUCUGGCAAGCGGCCGGUUUCGCGAAACCCGGGAAUGAUGAUUCUGCGGAAAGAGCCUUCUCUGAGUCAGGACGAGUUGAACCGCCGAGUUGAAGCGUUCAUAAAGAAGUUCAACGAGGAGAUGAGGAUACAAAGGCAGGAGUCGUUACAGCAGUGGAAGGAGAUGAUUAACCGUGGGGCCAACUAGUUGUCAUUUCUUUUGCUUUUCCAUUUUUGGCCUUCUUUCCUUUUAUUUAUCUUUUUAAAAAAUCUUUAUAGAAAAUGCUUAGCGAAAAAUUAACUAUUUCUUUUCAGCCCCUGCCUUUUAAAAAACAAGGGCUAUUAUUGACUGUAUAAAAAAAUCUUUAUUAUUUUGUAUUUUAUAAGUGCGUGUAUAUUGUAGAAUGUUAGUAGAUUUGUGUAAGAUUUGUUUGUGAAAUUGAAUAUAUGAACAUUGCUUAAUUUGAAGUAUGUAUUAUGUUUUCA